AUGGCCCCCAACCUUAUAAUGAAUUUCUUCGGUUUUGCUUAUCGCGCUCAGGAGUUGAUGGGGCAUUUAAAUUUGGGAUGUAUCGCCGUUGCGCCGGGUGACGAGAUGGCUCUACAAGUGGACAGCGUCACGUCGCCAGCCGGUGCUAGCAGUGGUGCUGCGAAUGGCUCCGUGCUCAAAGCAAAAAGUGCCCACUCGCCGAGCAGCAAUGAUUCCGGAUUCCAAAGCGACCAGCUAACGCAGCAACACUUGCAGGAUCAGCGAAGGCCCUCAUCUAGAAAUCGAAAUAUCAAGCAUAAGCCAACCUAUGUGAGCGUAUUCGCUUCCGAUCCGGAUUAUUCCAGUCCACUGUUCGAUGAAUUUGAUCGUCGCUUCGCCGCAUGGUACAUUUAUUGUAGCUACUACCCCAUCUCAUUUAUUACACAUUCUUGA
Molecule: messenger RNA, 432 nt
Organism: Gongylonema pulchrum
Lineage: Eukaryota; Metazoa; Nematoda; Chromadorea; Rhabditida; Gongylonematidae
Source: the annotation of a GenBank genome assembly